This is a messenger RNA of Hemicordylus capensis (graceful crag lizard), 2474 nucleotides long. RefSeq names its product TDP-glucose 4,6-dehydratase (gene TGDS). Gene Ontology annotation, biological process: nucleotide-sugar metabolic process. The coding region runs from base 693 to 1646 and encodes 317 amino acids. Gene Ontology annotation, molecular function: dTDP-glucose 4,6-dehydratase activity. Lineage: Eukaryota; Metazoa; Chordata; Lepidosauria; Squamata; Cordylidae. The record is from RefSeq and is a predicted model, not a curated record. The transcript has 11 exons.
AAGAAGGAUGCCGUUGUGUGAAUUAAAUGAGGAAACAAGAUGAACAAAAUCUGUUAACUCAGGGAGGGAGGGAGAGAAAAAAAAUGAAGGGAGGGGAAGAAAGAGUGGGGAAGAGCGAGUGGAGGAGAGAGAAAAAGAAGGGAGGGGGAAGAGAGACAGAAGGAAGGGCAAGGGAUGGGCCUGAGCCUGUCAGCAGCCUGAAGGGAAUGAGUGGCAAUGGCGGCACUGGCAGCAAGGAAGGGUCCAGGCAACCACUGCUGCUGUUUGGGGUUGCUGAGGCCAUUGUAAGAGGGAGGCAGUCAGGCAAGGGAUGGGCCUGGGCCUGUCAGUGGCCUGAGGGGAACGAGCGGCCAUGGUGGUGGCAGCAGCAGCGAGGAAUGGCCCGGUCAACCACUGCUGCUGCUCCUGAAGGGAGGAGCGGGAGCGGGGCUCCGGUGAGGGUGGGGAGGUCUCUGGGGAUAGGGGGCUGCAGCUUGGCCAAUAGGCGGCAGCAAUGCUGCAGCCAUGACCAAGAAGGGUGAGGAGGAUGGAAGCAACGGGAUGGAGGAGCAGCAGGAGUACAGCUGAGGUGAGGGUGGGGAGAUCUCUGAGGUGAGGGGAGCAAUCAAGUACUAACGCAGAGAUGCUCUAAAGUGUGCGAGAGUUCCAUCACUGAAGUGGAGAGAAAUAAUGCCGGCGGCCAGGAUGCAGAGAUGGUGGGCCAGCGGGCGAAGCCCCUCUGGCCAGAAGAGCUAGACUACUGCUCAAGUUUAAGAAAUCUGGAGAUAAUUUCUGAGAACAAGAAUUACAAAUUCAUCCAGGGGGAUAUCUGUGAGCCCAAUUUCAUAAAAGCAUUAUUUGAGACUGAGAAAAUUGAUAUAGUGUUACAUUUUGCAGCUCAGACAUAUGUUGACCUUUCAUUUUGGCGCAAACUUGAAUUCAACUAUGUUAAUGUUUAUGGAACUUAUGUUUUGGUUGGUGCUGCUUAUGAGGCUAAUGUGGAGAAGUUCAUAUAUGUCAGUACUGAUGAAGUUUAUGGUGGAAGCUGUGAUAAGGAAUUUGAUGAAUCUUCUCCUAAACAACCCACAAAUCCUUAUGCGACAUCCAAGGCUGCUGCAGAAUGCUUUGUUCAGUCUUAUUGGGAAAGAUACCAGUUUCCAGCGGUUAUCACGCGAAGCAGCAAUGUUUAUGGACCCCAUCAGUUUCCAGAAAAAGUUAUUCCCAAGUUCAUUUCUCUUCUACAACAGAACAGAAAAUGUUGCAUUCAUGGCUCUGGACUUCAAAGAAGAAAUUUUCUUUAUGCCAGUGAUGUAGCAGAAGCAUUCCUUACUGUAAUGAAGAAGGGACAGCCAGGUGAAAUCUAUAACAUUGGGACCAAUUUUGAGAUGUCUAUUACACAGCUUGCAAAGGAGUUAAUCCACCUAAUAAAAAAUACCAGUUCAGAAGCUGAGACAGAAUGUUGGAUGGAUUAUGUUAAAGACAGACCUACAAAUGACUUGGGAUAUCCAAUGGACUCUGGAAAAAUGCACAGCUUGGGAUGGAGACCUAAAGUACCUUGGAAAGAAGGAAUAAAGAAAACAAUUGAAUGGUAUCAAGAGAAUUUCCACAACUGGAAGAAUGCAGAGAAAGCUUUGGAGCCUUUUCCUGUUGUAGAAGAAUCUGUAUGAUGAUCUGCAGCAAAGCUGAAAAGAAGAAAUGAAGGAAACUAUUCUACCUCUCAAGACCACAUUGUUAUAAGAAAAAACUGUAUUAACGUUGCAACAGUGAGGGCCCCUUGUGUUCAGGAAAUAUUAAAUGUCAAAUAUCAAAAUUAUAAAUGAAGAAGCGGAAUAGAAAGGAAUUUUAGUACAGCAUAAUUUUGAUACAUUUUGGGGUCCAGCUUAAUUUAAUCAGCAUUCCAGUGCAAUACUGAAGUUUUAGAAUGAACAUGCACUCUUUAAAAAACAUAAAUUUUUGAAGAAACAAAGAAAAAUUUGUAUUACCAGUGUUAACAAUUUUUUUUAAAGUCUAAGAGGUACUUAAGAGAUUUUCUGUGAGUUAUAGAUUUCUGCAAUUUCAAAGAGUGGAGGUCUCUUCCUGACUUCUUAGAAGUCAUUUCUUAAUCACCUGUUCAUUUAAAACAGAAGAAAAACUUAAGAGUGCUGUGUAGUCUUUAUUGUAAUGUGAAGAAUGGGGGGAAUACCUCCCAUUGUUCUACAGAAGUGAUCAUUUGUAGAUAACCAAAGACUUUAGUGAAAUCAAGAAUACAGGCUGAAAAAUUAUGUAAAUGCCUUUGCCAAAUAUUUCACAGGGCUGCUCAACUCUGGCCCUCCUGCAGAUGUUGGCCUGCAGUUCUCAUAAACCCUGGCUGUUGGCCACUGGCUGGUGAUUAUGGGAGCUGUAGUUCAAAAACAGCUAGGGGGCCUAAAUUGAGCAGGCCUGAUUCAGAACAGCAGUAAUGCUUAUUACAUAUAAAUGUAACUUGUCUUCCUUUUUAUAAAGACUUUUUAAACCUA